CGGCGUGGAGCGCCGAGGCCCCCGCGCGGUGCAGCCUGGGAAACCCGGGCUCGCCUUUCCCGCCCCCCGCGUCCCUCGGCGGAGCCGGCCGGAGGCCGAAGGGUGAAAUUAGCAUACCUGUUGUCUUGACUGGCCAGCAAGUUCUCACUUUUCAAGCCAUCAGGAAGCUUGAAGAUAAUAUGGUCUGAAUUCACAGUGAAUUUCUGAACAUCGAAGUUGGUGUUGACCAGGCCGCCCUGGUCAUAGGUUCCUGAUUGUCCACGAUGGGUGAACCACAGCAAGUGAGCGCGCUUCCCCCACCUCCAAUGCAGUACAUCAAGGAAUAUACAGAUGAAAAUAUUCAAGAAGGCUUAGCUCCCAAGCCUCCCCCUCCAAUUAAAGACAGUUACAUGAUGUUUGGCAACCAGUUCCAAUGUGAUGAUCUUAUCAUUCGCCCUUUGGAAAGUCAGGGCAUUGAACGGCUUCAUCCUAUGCAAUUUGAUCACAAGAAAGAACUGAGAAAACUCAAUAUGUCUAUACUGAUUAAUUUCUUGGACCUUUUAGAUAUCUUAAUAAGGAGCCCUGGGAGUAUAAAACGAGAAGAGAAGCUAGAAGAUCUUAAGCUGCUUUUCGUACAUGUGCAUCAUCUUAUAAACGAAUAUCGACCCCACCAAGCAAGAGAGACCUUGAGAGUCAUGAUGGAGGUCCAGAAACGUCAACGUCUUGAAACAGCCGAGAGAUUUCAGAAACACCUGGAACGAGUAAUUGAAAUGAUUCAAAAUUGCUUGGCUUCUUUGCCUGAUGAUUUGCCCCAUUCGGAAGCAGGGAUGAGAGUUAAAACUGAGCCAAUGGACACUGAUGAUAACAGCAAUUGUACUGGACAGAAUGAACAACAAAGAGAAAACUCAGGUCACAGGAGGGACCAGAUUAUAGAAAAAGAUGCUGCCUUAUGUGUCCUAGUUGAUGAAAUGAAUGAAAGACCGUGAAGAGUAUUUCUUUUUUUCUUUUAGUGAGUAGCAUCAUAUAUUAGUUUAUUUUCUCUUGGGCUGUCUUAAGAGGUAUAACUAAAAAUAUAAAGGACUUUUUUCAAUUGAAAUGCUGUACGUGGCAAUUUAACAGUAAGUAUAGGCAAGAAAGUAUAUUUGAGUCAUGUCCAUAAAAAAGCAGAAUGCUUGCUAUUGUAUGGGAUAGUCCUAUUUUUGGAGUUGGAAUAAAGAUUUGAAGUAAUAUUGAACUGUUAUUCUUGGGGAAAAAAGUUAUUUGCUUUAAGACUAAUAAAGGCUAUCAAAUUAAACUGUGAAA
This is a messenger RNA of Peromyscus leucopus (white-footed mouse), 1281 nucleotides long. RefSeq names its product mediator complex subunit 7 (gene Med7). Gene Ontology annotation, biological process: regulation of transcription by RNA polymerase II. The transcript has 3 exons. Gene Ontology annotation, molecular function: transcription coregulator activity. Gene Ontology annotation, cellular component: mediator complex. Bases 264 to 965 code for a protein of 233 amino acids. Lineage: Eukaryota; Metazoa; Chordata; Mammalia; Rodentia; Cricetidae. The record is from RefSeq and is a predicted model, not a curated record.